Molecule: messenger RNA, 530 nt
Organism: Meloidogyne enterolobii
Lineage: Eukaryota; Metazoa; Nematoda; Chromadorea; Rhabditida; Meloidogynidae
Source: the annotation of a GenBank genome assembly
UUCGAGACAGGCAAAUUUAAAUUAUUUUUGAAAAAACAACCGCCCAUCUACUGUAAACGAGGAGGGUAUUUUUUGAUAUUGCCGCAAGGCAUGGACCAGGGUUUUCCAGGAAUGCAAACACCACGACUGUUUAAAAACAACAUCCCUUAAUUUUUAUAUUUUCGUUUCAUUUUAUUUAUUUAAAGACAUAUCUUGAUCGUCGAAAAUCUUUUCAUGAAAUGUCUCCCCCAAAUGAUGAUACUCCUUAUGAUAGAUAUGCAAUUGCUGGUGGAUAUUUUAAUUCUUUGGUUGGAAAUAGUUAUAUGCCUUCAAAUAUUAGUAAAUAUGAAGAAGAGGUUUAUAAUGCUUUUAAUAAGCAAUAUGGAGGAGGAACUUCUACUAGAGCAGCAACAAAUAAUAUUUGGCCAUCACAACAACAACAUCAACAACAACAAAAUUAUUAUGGGGGAAUUGCUAAAGAAAGGCCUGAAAGAUUUGAAGUUUAUAAAACAAUGGCUGAAAGAGCAUCAGAAUUUGGAAGAAACGAGUAA